GGCAAGCGAUUUUAACCCGAUCUAGUUAGAGUUAUCUUGCACGCUUUCAACUCUUCUUCGUCCACGUGUGUGUCUCAUCCAUUCGUGCACUUCAUAAUUGUCCAGAUUAUCGAAGAUCAAAAAUACCAUAAUUGACACUUUUUGCCAAAUAAAGCCUGCACGUUAAAAUCAUGAUAGCUGUUUAAAAAAAAAAGAAAUACAUGUGUUCUUUUUCAAAAAACAUGUGUUACUAAACUGGUACAAUCAAAAAUCUGUUUAACUUAUACUUUUAAAAUGAUUUAAGUCUAAUCCAUAUCAUUUAGUUUGGAAAUUAAUUGCAAUUUGAUUUAUAAAAUUUCAUAUUUUUGUGUUUUAUAUGUGUAAACCUUAAUUCAACUAAUCCUAAGACAAUAUAUAUCGGUAAUCUGAUUCUGAAUGUUACAUUUUCUGAUAAAGUUUAAGAUAGGAUAUCAUCUUCGUCUAAUCAUUAAUUUAGUUUCUAGUAGAAACAAACCCAUAAUCGACAAAUUUAAUUAACUCUUGCUUAAGUUACUUAAUGUUUGUGGUUUUUCACUUUAAAAUCUUUGGGUAUAAAUUUGUUUACCAAAAUAAAAUCUUUUGGUAUACAUUUGUAUAUAAACUUUGAAAAGUUCAAAUUCGCUGUUUUUAUGCUUUUUUGUAAAGCAAUGGCUUGAUUAAAGAAGGUAGAAGGGUGUGUCUAGAGCUAUGUAAAAAACUCAGUUAUGGUAAUAUAUAUAUUAUUUCAAUGAAAAAACUAAUUCAAAUAGUAUUGGUGUGGCGGUAUAAAAAGGAUUUCAGUUUAACGUAACUUCAUUGUCAAUGUUUGCUAGAAAAACAUAAAAUCAUGUUACAGCUAUACAUAUUCACUAACCAUUCAACCUAAUGCGAUUUAUGUUUAUCAGUCAAAACAAAAUAAAAUGCUCAGCUGGCAACUCCACAGAGUGACAACGAUCAAUUUUGCAGUUUUAUCCGCAUCAACAUAUGCCGACGUGGAACUAUAAGGAAAAAAUCAAAAUUUCCUAUUCAACGGCGAAGCGCAGGUAGCAGAGUGGGAGAAAGAGAGAUAGUAAAAUCAUUUACACACAUACACGUGUACUUACAUACUUACUAGAUUUAUCACCACACGUUCAGAUUCGGACCAAAAGUAUACAGAGAUAUGUCUGCGAGUUUUAUGGCGAUCGCGAAGUCGUCGGAGACAGAGUUCGUGAGUUGCGAAUGUUGCGGUAUGACGGAAGAGUACACGGCGGCGUAUAUGGAGAGCGUACGCGUUCUCUACGCCGGGAAACUGAUCUGCGGGAUCUGUUCCGAGGCGGUGAGUUACGAGAUGUUCCGGAGACAGAUCGGCGUCGACGAGGCUUUAGCGAUUCACGUGAAGGUUUGCGGCGAGUUUUUGUCUUCUCCGUCUCCGACCGUCGAUUUCAUAUCGGCGAUCGGAGAGAUGUUUAGGAGAAGAUUGGUUCUGGGUUUGCCGAGGGUCGUGGCUUCAGCUUUGCCGUCGCCGAGGAGUGUUCCGGCUGUUGACGGUGGAGUGGUUUGUGCUGCGGCGGUGAUUGGUGGAGCUGGGAGUUGCUUGCCUGCUUUGUCCGGUGGCGUGUAGAUUCGAAUAUUCCGCGAAGAAUCAAACUGAGAAGGAAGCGUGUGUGUGAAGGAAGAUUAGGAAUAAAAUAUAUUAUUAAAAAUUAGAGAAAAGAUGUUUAAAAGGAAAAAAAAAACGGGAAAUAAAAAAUGAUGUAAAUAGAAUUGAAAAUUAGGAUAUCGUUUUGUUGUAAUAUAUUGUAACUAUUUAUGUGGCAAUGUCAAGUGUUGAUGUGAGUCCUUAACUAAUGGAAGUUUUGGUGUGUGAUAAUAAGGACUGGUUGUUGGAUUUUUUUUUACGAUAUGAUUUUAAAUUAAUUUAUCGUUAAUUUUGGCCCAAAUGUUCGUUUAAAUAACCGAAUGUUAAAUAAGAUAUAAUUGUCACCAUGUUUAUCUUGUGUUAUGACAAAAAAAAACCAUAAUGUUGUUUUUAAAAUGGUCAAAACAUGAUAAUUUUUAAUUUAAUUACAGAACCAAGUAACAAAUAAUAUGUGUAAUGUGGAACUUGUUUUCUCAUCUAGUCUAGUCUUCAGUAAUCAAUAUUAAUCGAAAUUUAAAUAUUAGAGGAAGAUUCUAGGUUCCACUAAGUGUUUUAAAUUUCUCAAAAUAUAAUUUGGCCGACUUCUACGAAAGAAAAACGUUGUAUCACCACAAGGAAUAAUGCUUCGUAAUAUGCUCAGACAGCUAUAUUUAAAUAAACUUAUUAUUAUAGUAUUUUUUUUUUUUUGUCAACCAUUUCGUUUUAUUAAACGAAAACCCAUUACAAGUAGACAAACCAUUCCCUUACAAAAUUGAAAUUAAGCCCAAUAUGAAGCCCAAGCUAAGAAGAUAAUAUUAACUUAAUGCAAGACACGUGUAGCAUAUGCAGGAACUUCGAAUUUUCUGGAAACGGUGAGAUUGAUCCAUGGUUCGCCGGCUACAUGUCGGUACGAAUCCACCGGUCUCUCUCUCCGGAUAGUUUGUUCCACUUGCUUGCUUCUACAACUCUUGAUCACCGUCAAUCCCUGGAAGUUCUUCUUCAAUUUACCAGAGGUGAACUUUGAGAGAAGCUUCAAGGAGAUAGCAACAAAUCCUUAUCGGAACGUCUUUUACAGACUCCGCCUUAUCUGAAUCUGUGCUGAAUCUUCCCACUGCUUCAACUAUCAUCUCUGUUCUUUAUCAACAAGGAGACUUUGCUUGUGAGUCAGAGCAAAGAUUGAUUCCUAUUUCAAAAUAAAACAGAGCAUAA
This is a messenger RNA of Brassica rapa (field mustard), 2803 nucleotides long. RefSeq lists its product as uncharacterized. The record is from RefSeq and is a predicted model, not a curated record. Lineage: Eukaryota; Viridiplantae; Streptophyta; Magnoliopsida; Brassicales; Brassicaceae.